AUGGCUGCAAAAGCAAACGAUGGGGAGAAACGGCGAGAAAUUUUCUAUCAGCGAGAGCUUCUCUAUUGUGUCAUGGCAUGCAAACUCACAAGAUACAUGACGAGACGACCAUCCAUCAAGCAGGACACUGGAACCAUUGCAGAUUAUUGUGUUCGUGGGAGAACCGUCAUGGGAGUCCGAAGCAAAAAGGAUACAAAACUUGUUGUGGGCAGCAUCUUCAAGGGAGCACGAAGAAAUUUCUGA
Molecule: messenger RNA, 243 nt
Organism: Cooperia oncophora
Lineage: Eukaryota; Metazoa; Nematoda; Chromadorea; Rhabditida; Trichostrongylidae
Source: the annotation of a GenBank genome assembly